GAACCUGCAGCGGGACACGCUCCCCGGUACCGGCCUCGCCUGCGCCCCCUCCCCGCCUCCUGCUCCCGGUGUCCUGCGGUACUCUCCGUCCUCCUGCUCCGCACCGACCGGAACUCAGACCGGAACUCCUCCAGGCAGCAUGUCGGCCGUGCAGCGGAUGAAGGUGGCGAACGAGCGGCACAGCAAGACGAUCACACAGCGGGGACACGUCCAGAAGACCACGCGGCCGGUAAAUGAUGACAAGUCUCCGGUGGGUCCGUGGCUUCUCGCCCUCUUCGUCUUCGUGGUUUGUGGAUCCGCCAUUUUUCAGAUCAUCCAAAGCAUCAGGCAGGGCAUGUGAUGACCCUUGACCCCGGAGCCGAGCCGUCACAUGGAAGAGGAGGGGGACACGUCACCGUCAUGACGACAGACACACAAACACACACACAAACAAACAAACACACACACGUUCCUGUGGAGUUUUUUUUUAAAGCUGAUCUUUUUUUCUUCCCACAGUAAACCCAUCUCUCUCUCUCUCUCUUAUUUUGUACUUCUCUGUGUAAAAAGCUGAUCAGAUAUUGUUUAUGAAUUGGUUGAUUGGUUGCUGAAGUCAGCUGACGGAGGCUGAGCUGAGUAUCUCUGAUUUAAAGGAACAAGCCGCUGAUUCUUAACAGUCACGUGACCUGAUGUCAGGUCAUGUGACAUCUUUCCACCGUCAGUCACGUGCACAGCUCCGAUCUGUCCGUCCUGCAAAAGUCACAUGAUCUCAGCACUGCUCUCUACUUGGAGGCUUUUAAUGUGAAAAACCAGCAGGAAGUGUUUUGUGUUUGACAAGAUGUAUCCGAGCUGUGGACAAUGUUUUUAAAUCAGACCUGGAUGCCUGAGCUCCAGGUAACCAUGGGAACAGGAUCCAGACUUUUAUUCUGACCAAUCAGACAACACAGGAUCAGUGAGACGACUUUAACUUCACUUCUGUAAAGAUUUCAUAUUAAAAGCCUGAGAAUCGGGCGUACGGCUCGGAUCAGGGAUAACUGGUGUUAGUCUGUGUGCGCGUCACGACGAGUUGGACUGAAACCACGUUUAUCUGUUCAGCUUCUCACGAUGAGUUCAGGGAUUUAUCUGAUUUAAGUGACAUCUGCAGAACAGGAAGUCCGAACACGAAUCACAUUCACAGGUUUAAAGAGAAAAGCAGCUGAACUGAAGAAUCAGCUGUUUGCUCCUUUUGAAUCAGGAAGGAAAGAAACUCCUGAGUCUGUUUGUAAAUAAUUAACAGCUGAUAGAAGCAGCUUCUUCCACCUGGCGACACAGCCCAGCGCCCCCUGCUGGACCACCUGCUCCACUUUUAUACGAAAUAAACCUCAGAUAUUUUCUCUAAA
This is a messenger RNA of Limanda limanda (common dab), 1355 nucleotides long. RefSeq lists its product as uncharacterized. Gene Ontology annotation, biological process: endoplasmic reticulum unfolded protein response. NCBI's taxonomy places the organism in Eukaryota, Metazoa, Chordata, Actinopteri, Pleuronectiformes, Pleuronectidae. The record is from RefSeq and is a predicted model, not a curated record. Bases 140 to 340 code for a protein of 66 amino acids. Gene Ontology annotation, cellular component: endoplasmic reticulum. The transcript is spliced from 3 exons.